Anopheles stephensi (Asian malaria mosquito) is the source of this 731-nucleotide messenger RNA. RefSeq lists its product as uncharacterized. The record is from RefSeq and is a predicted model, not a curated record. Gene Ontology annotation, cellular component: extrinsic component of endoplasmic reticulum membrane. The transcript has a single exon. Bases 2 to 604 code for a protein of 200 amino acids. NCBI's taxonomy places the organism in Eukaryota, Metazoa, Arthropoda, Insecta, Diptera, Culicidae. Gene Ontology annotation, biological process: vacuolar proton-transporting V-type ATPase complex assembly.
CAUGACAGCGGGAAAAAAAACAAAACAAUCAAACCAAAACAUCAUAUGUUGUGCUGUUUGUGUUGAUUCAAUUUUGGACACCAUCGGUCACAAAACCAUCGACCCGGCAAUGGAAAACGCCUCCAAGGAGCAGCUUUGCGAGCUGAUGGACAAGCUGCUGAUUAGCUCGCUCGAGCUGAUCGAACGGGACGUCGAGCUAAGCCAGGACAUUGCGCGGCUCACAACCGAGGGCCAGAUGGAGCUGGCCCACACGCGCUUCACCAAGGGACCGAAUGCGGUCAGUGCGGUGCAGCUGCCGACCGAAGACUACAAACCGUUUCGGGCGCUGCACACGACGGUGAGCAAGGACGAGGGGACGGACGGCGAUACCGGAAGCAUCCUGCACCUUGCCCUCGCCAGCCAUCCGGUCGAUGGGGCAGCGGAGCGUAUCGAUCCGAGCAGCUGGUUCGGUAUUCUGCGUCCACCGUCGUUAAACACUGCCAGGGAGCGGUUUACUCGGUCGCUUGAUUCUAUUGUGGAGCGUGCGAAUGUACGCAUACAGCUGGGCAGCUACUUAAAGGUGUUUGAAAUGCUACACAAACGCAACACGGUGGAAUGUAAGUAGCAUUCAACACAGCCCCGAGUGAGAUGAGUGGUUAAGAUCAUGUGCGCGCGCGCCCGACAGGAUUACUUAGAUUUAAAUAAAAUAGAAUGAAUUUAAAUGCCAAUGGUAGGAAGGUUUGGCAGGAAUA